GGUACAAGUCACCCCUGAAGAGGGUGCAAGUGUCAUUGAAAAUACUUGGAGAAUAGUUUUGAAUUGUCGUGUGGCAUUGGAAAAAAAUUUGAACAGAGAAUUGCAAUUUAAAUGAAUGAAUAGAGACGAUUGAGUUCAUUUUUUUUCGGGUGUGAGUUUGAAUUAUUGGACAUGGCUGGGCCUUAUCUGUCGCCCCUUGGGCCUCAGGCCGAUCUUCUCACUGAGUACAUGUUCGGCCGACGGCGUCAGAGACGCAAUCGAACGACCUUCACACCCCAGCAACUCCAAGAGCUCGAGUCCCUCUUCCAGAAGACCCACUACCCGGAUGUAUUCUUGCGCGAAGAGGUGGCCCUCAGAAUCUCGUUAUCAGAAGCUCGAGUUCAGGUGUGGUUCCAGAACCGACGAGCAAAGUGGCGUAAGCAGGCGCGCCUUCAGCUGCUCCAGGACGCCUGGAGGAUGCGUUGCCUCGGUCUUGGCAGUGCGGCACCACUUCUACUUAGACCCCCGCCUGGGGCUGGCGUAGAACGCUCAGACUCUACACCACCCCCGCCACCCUCGGCGGGACUCUCGCCACCGCAAAUAUCAGGUGCUCCUGAUAAACUUCCGGAUAAUCCUGGGCAUCCUGUCUGCAGGGAUUAUCGCAUUUUACCUCCACACGGAUACUCAAUGACAUGUGAAAAAUCGCCAGAACAUGGCAAAUGCAGUUGUGGUUCUCCGCCACGAAGUACAUCAACACCAUCAAGUGUCGAAGUGGAUUUAGCGCCUCGUGACAGACCCCAAGAGGCAGAAAUGGAUCUGACUGUCAAGACUCCACUCCCCACACGUCACCCUCAAAUUCCCCCGCUCUUUCACCACAUUCCGAGUGAAUCCCGGCAUGACCUGAGCCCUGUGCCGAUGUCCAUGGACGAGCCACUAGACGUAACUCUAAAUGGCAACAGAAAUAACAACUAGACAACGUGAAAUCACCUCUUUAUGUUGAACGCCUAGUGGAUCUCCAGUGAUUGCUACUCUCAUGUCUGACUAUUUCUCCUCGAAUAAUUGUCCUUGAAUUCAACGCUCAUGUAAAUAAACCGCAAUCAGCAUAUCUUUGAAAAAAAAUCGUAAAUGCAGGCAAAUGACUAGUUGGUAACUGUAAUGGACGCGUAGUUACUUCUAGGGAUCAGAGACAGGAAGAAAAUAAGCAACAAUGAGGUGCCAUUAUUUUUUUUGGGUUCAGUUGAAAGAGAAUCCAUUGACGAAGCAUGGAGAGACGGAUCUCAGAAAAAUUACCCCUGGUUUUCAGUAAUCGUGUAAUGUAUUGGCUUCUGAGGAGUUGUUAGCACACUUUAAUCAAAUGACAGUUUCACGCAAAUUGCAAGAACUUUCGCCAUUCAAAAUUCACAAUUGAAUGAAAAAUUAUUGGACACUCGAAAUUCGAGUUCAAUUAUUGCGUGAAAAAUUGUAGAAAUCAGGAAAAUUCAGAUGAAUAUAUUUUUAGAUUUUUCAUUCAUUAUUUUGAUGAAAAAUUCAUGUAGAUGGGGGAAUUCACGUCUUUCUGCUGCGCAAAAACUCGAAAUGCCAUUGAAUUUUCAGUGAAAUUGGAAAUUUCAUUGUUCUUCCUCUUAAAAUUUAUUUUAUAAAAUUAAAAUUGCAUUAAAUGUCGUUCUCAUUGACAUAGAAUUCGA
Messenger RNA from Diachasma alloeum, 1664 nucleotides. RefSeq names its product dorsal root ganglia homeobox protein. The transcript is spliced from 4 exons. NCBI's taxonomy places the organism in Eukaryota, Metazoa, Arthropoda, Insecta, Hymenoptera, Braconidae. Gene Ontology annotation, molecular function: DNA-binding transcription factor activity, RNA polymerase II-specific; RNA polymerase II transcription regulatory region sequence-specific DNA binding. Bases 172 to 951 code for a protein of 259 amino acids. Gene Ontology annotation, biological process: regulation of transcription by RNA polymerase II. The record is from RefSeq and is a predicted model, not a curated record.